Molecule: messenger RNA, 3567 nt
Organism: Leguminivora glycinivorella
Lineage: Eukaryota; Metazoa; Arthropoda; Insecta; Lepidoptera; Tortricidae
Product: sodium-coupled monocarboxylate transporter 1-like
Exons: 13
Coding region: 373-2418 (681 amino acids)
Biological process (GO): transmembrane transport; sodium ion transport
Cellular component (GO): membrane
Molecular function (GO): symporter activity
Source: RefSeq, a predicted model, not a curated record
UUACCGCUUUGGUUCUUAUCGGUGUUUAAUAAACUCAAAACAGCAUACCUAAUACAUCGCUAGACUUGGCUAAACAUUAUUUAUACCCGACGAAGACUACAAUAAGGAAAUUGACAGAAAAGCAAAGUGUAAAUGUGUACACUUCGGUUAACGAACUGGACCAUCUUCAUGGCGAGUUAAUUACCAUUGAUUGGUGUGCAUGGUCGGCAACUAUCACGGCUAGUCCCGGCUCACAGUGCGUCCGGGACCCGACAGUGGCACAUCAAUCACGAGACCAUCAUCAAUAACAUCAUCAACGCAUGUAAACAAAUAACGGUCCCGCUUUGUUCAUUGUGAUUAAAACACCAUUUGACAGUCUAAAGCGCCGCGGAAAUGGACGACCGAAAAGUUAAUUAUUUGAAUAAUCAAAUCCACCCUUACAAAAUUGUGAUCUCUGCAAUUGUUAUAGUAUGCUGCUAUGGGACUUUUACGUCAGCGACGCCGAAUACAGUCAGUGCGAAUAGAACAAGUGUUCAAAAUGAGACUGAGGUUAGCCAACUGUUCCACUGGGAGGACUACAGCGUCCUGGCCACCAUGCUGAUCGUGUCCUGCGCGAUCGGCGUCUUUUACGGAUAUUUUGGAGAAAAACAGACAACCAGUGACGAUUUUCUACUCGGCGGUUCCUCUAUGGGCACAUUUCCAAUGGCCUUAAGCCUUGCUGCGAGUUUCAUAACAGCUAUAGAGUUAUUAGGAAACCCAGCGGAGAUGUAUAUCGGCGGUGCUCAAUUUUGGAUGAUUUGCGUUUGCUUCAUACUAGUGGCGCCCAUCACAAGCCAACUUUAUCUGCCGGUGUUCAUGAGACUACGUUUGACUUCUUGUUACGAGUACUUGGAAGUGCGGUUCUGCAAGUCGAUCCGCGUGUUCGCGAGCGCCCUGUAUAUGUUACAGAUGAUACUGUACACGGCAGUGGCGGUGUACGCUCCGGCACUUGCGCUCUCUGAUGUAACGGGAUUGAACACCUACCUUGCAGUUACGAUAGUGUACGUCGUGUGCAUAUUUUAUGCUUCGCAAGGUGGCAUGAAAGCAGUGAUAAUGACGGACACGUUCCAGUCGGCGGUGCUAGUCGGCUCGCUGGCGGUGGUGCUGGGCAUGGGCGCCGCCCGCGUCGGCGGCAUGGACACCGUCUGGGCUCAUGCCAGGGACUCCAACAGGCUGCAUUUCUUCGACAUGAAUCCUGACCCAACAGUGCGGCACUCGUUCUGGUCAGUGGUGGUGGGCGGCACCAUGUACUGGACGAGCAUGUUCUGCGCCAACCAGGCCUCGGUGCAGAAGUACCUGUCGGUGGAGCGCCUCUCGCAGGCGCGCGUGGCGCUCUGGGUGUCGGCCCUCGGACUCUUCGCCGUCUACUCCAUCAAUUUCGUCACCGGCGCCGUGCUGGCCACGCAUUAUGCUAACUGCGAUCCAAUUCAGGCGCGGCAGAUCAACGGGUCAGACCGGCUCCUGCCGCUGUACGUCGUGCAGCAGCUCGGCGACGCUCGCGGCGUCCCCGGCUUCUUCGUGGCCGGCAUCUUCGCCGCCAGCCUUGGGACCGUAGCCUCAACUUUGAACUCUUUAGCGGCUAUUGCUUGCCAAGAUCUAGCCACCGGACUUUUAGGAAUACGGCUGCCUGAAAACAAGGGAGCCGCGAUUGCCCGAUGGGUAUGCCUCGGGUGCGGCGCGGUGUCGUUUGCGCUGACGUUCGCGGUGGAGCGGCUUGGGCCGGUGCUGCAGCUGGCGUUGUCCUUCAACGGCAUGGCCGGUGGCGUCACGCUCGGGCUGUUCACGCUCGGCAUGCUGUUCCCCUGGGCCAACGCUAAGGGCGCCGUCGCCGGUGGGGUGUUCGGGCUGCUGGUAGUGCUGGCGGCGUGCGGCGGAGCACAACUGUCGCAGGUGACGCCGCACCACCUGCCGACCUCCGUCGAGGGCUGCCCCGCUGCGUACAACCUCACUGAGGCGUUCACUGUCAACCCUGCAAACCAACACGAAGAAUCAGUAUUCUGGCUGUUCCGAGUAUCGUAUCUGUGGUAUUCCGGACUUGGAUCGAUGGCUACGCUUCUCAUGGGGCUGCUGGUGUCUGCGAUCACGGGCGCCACUGACCCCACGCAGGUGCCCAUAGACCUCAUCUCCCCUCCCGUCAUCACGCUGCUCAACAAGUUACCGAAAAAAGCUAAGUCAAUACUGCGUCUCCCGGCGCGCCUGGGAUCGGAGCGGCGACGCAGCUCGAGCGUGCGGCCGCCCAGCAUGGCCGACGACAAGGACACGCGGCGCCGGCGCCGCCUGUCCGAGCUGGCGGGCGGCGUGUUCUACAGCGACGCGGGCCUCGCCUACGGGCACGACAACCUCGCGCUCGCGCACGCCGCUAAAGAGCCAGAGGACUACAAUCCGAACCAUACCCCAUGAAACCACAGAUAACCCCAUUGAUUAAUUACUCGUGUUAUACAUCAGUGGGAACGUCUUCUAGGAGAUCUGCAGUUUUAUUUGUGCUUGCAAACAGUAGGUGCAAUAUUCCUACUAGCGUGCAAUAAGUUGGCCAAAGAAUUUAGAAUAAAGCAAAAAUUGAUUUAAUGUUACGUUUUAGAAAUAGGUACCUACUUACACGUAAAUUGUCGUCAAUACAUUUUAUUUAUUACUACUUACGUAUACCAUACUUUUUUCUUCAAGUUAUACUCAACUAUUGUUUUCAAUCUCACUGAUUCCGUAAAAUUAUAAAUAAGUAAGUAUAGGCGAAUACGUAGUAUAGCUUCUUAUUUACUGUGAAGACAGCUAAUUAUAAUAUUUAAAUUUAUAUAAAGAAAUUGGCUAUUAAACUUACAAAAGCAAUUAGAAGUGAAAAGCAGGUGAUCACAAAAUGAAUACGGCAUUCAAUUAAAAUUACCUGUCUUUAUUUACUGACGUCUCUGACAGUAGGUAAUCAUAAUAUUCAUAAUUCUGGCACAUGAAAUAACUACGUGUAUUCGAUAAAGUAUGCGUGAAAUUAAUUUUACCGCCUGUAGUAAGUUCUCUAAUCUCGGACACCCAUAACAAUUGCAUACUCGUAUUUACACGGACAUACUUGCGGUUGAUAUGAGAUCACUAAUACCUACCUACUAAUAAUAAUGCACCUUUUUAACUACAUCAGUGGAUAAGGAGUUACCAUAAUAGCAUACUUUAAAAAUGGAUGAUAAGUUGCAUUUUUCCACAAUAGGGUCACAAUCAUUUUAACUACAAAUUUUAACUUGAUGCCCAAAGCUGGCUGGUAUGAUGAUUUUCAAUCGUAAAUAUUAGUAUUAUAUUUAAAUCAAAAUCAUCAUUUAUUAGCCGGGUCCACACAGAGCGAGGCCCGCCGCGAGGAAAACGUGCCUCGGCCGAGGCAAUGAGUGCGUUAUGCUCGGCCGCGUAACCUGCCUCGUUCUCGUGAACAUAUUGUCUCGCGACGUGCCUCGCUCUGUGUGGACCCAACUAUUGAUAAAUGAUUUCCGACCAUACCUUACCCUUUUUAUGGCGAUCGUAAGGAUGAAUAUGAAUUAUGUUAGUUUUUUAUGUAAAAAUAGUAAAGAAAAACUAAUUUUA